Molecule: messenger RNA, 1971 nt
Organism: Lachancea thermotolerans CBS 6340
Lineage: Eukaryota; Fungi; Ascomycota; Saccharomycetes; Saccharomycetales; Saccharomycetaceae
Gene: SSQ1
Product: Hsp70 family ATPase SSQ1
Exons: 1
Coding region: 1-1971 (656 amino acids)
Biological process (GO): protein refolding; cellular response to unfolded protein
Cellular component (GO): mitochondrion; cytoplasm
Molecular function (GO): misfolded protein binding; heat shock protein binding; ATP hydrolysis activity
Source: RefSeq, a predicted model, not a curated record
AUGACAGUAAUAGGAAGGGUUGUACAAUUCAGAAUGUUUCGUGUUGCUGCGAGGGUUAAGACAAAUGCGCUAUUAAGCCCUUUAAACAAGCGUUUUGCAAGCUCAAAAGUUAUAGGUAUUGACUUAGGGACCACGAACAGCGCAGUCGCCUAUAUUAGGGAUCCUCUAGAUCUGAACUCCGUAACAAUAAUAGAAAAUGACGAGGGGAAGCGAACCACCCCUUCAGUUGUAGCGUACGAUGCUAAAAGCGAAAAGAUUCUUGUAGGUGACGCAGCUAAAAGACAGGCACUAAUCAACGCUGGUAAUACUUUUUAUGCUACCAAAAGACUCAUAGGAAGACCAUUCCAAGACAAAGAAAUUCAGAAAGACAUUGAGCAUUUACCUUAUAAAGUCGUGGAGAAUCCAACGAAUCACCAAGCAUACCUGUCGACAGCCACGGGGGAGGUUAAGUCUCCCAGUGAAAUUGGAUCAGCGAUCCUAAACUACUUGAAAAAGAACGCCGAGAACUAUCUAAACGAAGAGAUCAACAAAGCUGUAAUCACAGUGCCCGCUUACUUCAACGACUCUCAAAGACAAGCAACGAAAGAUGCAGGCUCAAUGGCGGGCUUGAAAGUCCUUAGAGUCGUAAACGAGCCCACUGCUGCUGCUUUGAGUUUUGGCUUGGACACUAAAGAGUAUUCCGGAAUAAUAGCUGUCUACGAUCUUGGGGGAGGCACAUUUGAUAUAUCAAUUCUGGACAUCGAGGGUGGUGUUUUCGAAGUUCGUGCCACUAAUGGUGACACUCACCUCGGCGGCGAAGAUUUCGACAACAUCUUGGUUCGCCACGUCGUGGAUAAGUUUGUGGAGGCAAACCCCGAACUGGAAAAAGACGACCUUCUCCACAACCGCGAAUUCAUGCAAAGGAUACGGAUAGCUAGCGAGAAGGCCAAGAUUGAUCUUUCUCAUGUCAAAGAAACCAGCAUAGACAUACCUUUCGUUUACCAGAGCAAGCACGUCAAACUAGUUGUGAAGGAGCAUGAAUUAGAUGAUAUGACAAUGUCGCUCAUAAACAAAACCAUCCCACCUGUCAAAAGAGCAUUAAAGGAUGCUGAAAUUGAGCCAGAGGAGGUUGACGAAGUUAUUCUGGUGGGCGGGAUGACCCGCAUGCCAAAAAUCAGAUCCGUAGUAACUGAAACAUUUGGCAAAAAACCUAACACUAGCGUAAACCCCGAUGAAACUGUUGCAUUGGGCGCAGCUAUUCAGGGAGGGGUACUAUCAGGCGAAAUAAAAAAUGUCCUUCUUCUUGACGUCACGCCUCUAACAUUGGGCAUCGAAACGUAUGGAGGGGCAUUUUCACCCUUAAUUCCGCGUAAUACCACUGUCCCAGUCAAAAAGACCGAAGUGUUUAGCACGGGCGUCGAUGGCCAAAACGGCGUCGACAUUAGAGUAUUCCAAGGUGAGAGAGGGCUUGUGAAAGACAACAAGCUGAUUGGCGACUUUAAGUUGGCUGGUAUACCGCCCAUGCCAAAAGGUGUUCCGCAGAUUGAAGUGACUUUUGAUAUUGAUGCUGACGGAAUCAUCAACGUAUCUGCCUCGGAAACCAGCACGGGAAAGAAUAGCUCGAUAACGGUCAUAGCUAAUUCUGGGUUGACUGAGGAGGAGAUUGCUAAGAUGGUGCAAGAGGCCAACGCAAACAAAGAAAUGGACAAUAUUCUAAGGCAGAGAGUCGAGUUAAUCACCAAGGCUGACAUAAUGAUUUCUGAUACCGAAAACACCUUUGAAAGAUUCAAGGAAACUAUAAAUAAGAGCGCAUUGUUCCCUGAAGUUUCUGCGCAGCUUAAAGACGUACGAGAUCUGAUAACAAAAUUCAAGUCAAAUGAAUCAGAUUUGAGCACUGACGUGAAUGAUGUUAAGCGUGCAACAGACGACGUACAAAAGAUGGCUCUAAAACUGUUCCAAGACGCUUCGAAAAAGAACGCCAGCGGAAACUAA